AUCAAGUCGAUAACGCCACAGCUUGCAUCGGUAGUAAGGCAACACUAUUUUUUUAUAAAGUGUGCUUCCGGUCUUGUAGUAGUAGUAUUACUGAGGUAGUAGUAUUAAAAGCGACGCCGGAAGUAACCUGUCGCCUGGAUCACCUGCAGGUUGCUUCCCGUCUCUGAGCCACCAUGAUUCCGGCCGCCCUGCGGCGUUUUUGCAGGCUGCUGGUCCGCGUCAAGGGGAUGAAUGACUCCACGGAAGGCACGCGCCUGUCCCGGUGCCUCGACACCUACGACCUGGUGGCGCUGGGCGUGGGUAGCACGUUGGGCGCCGGCGUCUACGUGGUGGCCGGCGACGUGGCCAAAGACAUCUCCGGACCCGCCGUGGUGCUCUCCUUCCUGAUAGCGGCGUUGGCGGCUAUCAUGGCCGGGCUGUGCUACGCCGAGUUCGGUGCCCGUGUCCCCAAGACGGGCACGGCAUACCUCUACAGUUACGUAACGGUCGGGGAGGUGCUGGCCUUCAUCACCGGGUGGAACCUCCUCACCUCAUAUGUCAUCGGAACCGCCAGUGUGGCCAAGACGUGGAGCAGGACCUUUGACACGAUCCUGGGGAACAUCAUUGAGACUUGGAGCAAAAAACUUAUUCCCAUGAACUCGCCCAACAUCCUGGCUGAGUACCCGGACAUAUUUGCAGUCUUCAUCAUCAUGGUUAUGACAGGAGUGCUGAGCUUUGGCGUGAAGGAGUCGGCCAUGUUGUCCAAGGUGUUCACCAGCAUCAACAUCCUGGUGUUGGUGUCAGUCAUGAUCUCAGGCUGCAUCAAAGGAGACGUGAAGAACUGGAACCUGAACGCCGACGCCAUCAUCAGCGCCGCCAUCCACAACUCACCCAAUGGAACGGAUCACUCAGAACUAAAGAAGAGUUUGGGCGCAGGAGGAUUCUUGCCUUUUGGCUGGCAGGGAGUCUUCUCUGGCGCCGCCAAGUGUUUCUACGCCUUCAUAGGCUUUGAAUGCAUCACCACAGCAGGUGAGGAGGCCAAGAACCCUCAGAAGACCAUCCCCAUCAGCAUUGUGACCUCGCAGCUGGUCUGCUUCCUGGCCUACUUUGGCGUGUCGGCCGCCCUCACCUUCAUGGUCCCGUUCUACCUGCUGGACAAGCACAGCCCGCUGCCCGUGGCCUUCACACACCUGGGCUGGGUGGGCGUCACCUACGCCGUGGCCGUCGGCUCGCUCUGCGCCUUGUCCACCAGUCUUCUAGGAGCCAUGUUCCCCAUGGCCAGGGUGAUGUGGGCCAUGGCACAAGAUGGCCUCCUCUUCAAGUGUUUCUCCACCAUCAACGAGCGCACCAAGACGCCUUUUGUGGCCACCGUGACGGCCGGGGUCUUAGCAGCGGUGAUGGCGCUGAUUUUCAACCUGAAGGACCUGGUAGACAUGAUGGCCAUCGGCGCCCUGCUGGCGUACACGUUGGUAGCGGCGUGCGUGCUGGUGCUCAGGUACCAGCCCGAGGGCGGCGGAGCCCGCGAGGAGGGAAGUGAAAACGGGGCCGAGUCCGACGUUCCGACGCAUCAACGCAUCCGAAUCGCCAUCUUCUGCUCCGGCACAGAGCCGACCCGCGCGUCGGGGUCCGUGGUCAUCGUGUGCGUCAGCGUGCUCGUUUUUUUGGUGUUUGCCUUCAACGUGACCGCCGUGGCCUUCCAGCUCACGCUGUGGUCGCUGUGCCUGCUCGUCGUCAUCAUGUCGGCGUGCUUGGUGGUCGUCUUCGUCAUUUGCACGCAGCCGCAGAACAAAACCCAGCUCUUCUUCAAGGUGCCGAUGGUGCCCUUCCUGCCGGUGCUCAGCAUGCUGGUCAACACCUUCCUGGUUAUGCAGCUGAUGAAAGGCCUGUGGAUGCACUACUGUUGUUGUCUGACUUUAGGUUUGAUUAUCUACUUUAGUUACGGCAUCCAUCACAGCACACAGGCCGAGACACAGCACCACUCCUGAACGCAUCCUCUCUCUCUCUGUGUGUGUGUGUGUGUGUGUGUGUGUGUGUGUGUGUGUGUGUGUGUGUGUGUGUGUGUGUGUGUGUGUGUGUGUGUGUGUGUGUGUGUGUGUGUGUGUGUGUGUGUGUGUGUGUGUGUGCGUGUGCGUGCGUGUGUGUGUGUGUGCACGAGCAAAACAUAAGUCUGAUUGGUUGUCUUGCACAACAUAAUUUACUGUUAAUACGACCUAAGAAGACACACAGCACACCUGCUAAUGUCUUCUCUCAUUUGCACUCCUUGUCUCUUUAAUGCAACAACACUCCCCAUUCUAAUUACCAUCUUUCAGCCACAACAACACUCCCCACUUUGAUUACCAUCUUUCAGCUGCAACAACACUCCCCUUUUUAAUGACCAUCUUUCAGCUGCAACAAUACUCUCCUCUUUAAUUACCAUCUUUCAGCUGCAACAGCACUCUCCUAUUUGCCAUCAUUAAGCUGCAAUUACACUCCUCUCUUUAAUUGCCAU
Nerophis lumbriciformis (worm pipefish) is the source of this 2467-nucleotide messenger RNA. Its product is annotated as high affinity cationic amino acid transporter 1-like. The record is from RefSeq and is a predicted model, not a curated record. Gene Ontology annotation, biological process: L-ornithine transmembrane transport; L-arginine import across plasma membrane. Gene Ontology annotation, molecular function: L-arginine transmembrane transporter activity; L-ornithine transmembrane transporter activity; L-lysine transmembrane transporter activity. Gene Ontology annotation, cellular component: plasma membrane. Lineage: Eukaryota; Metazoa; Chordata; Actinopteri; Syngnathiformes; Syngnathidae.